GCUCCUGGUUCCCCUGUGACCCUGAAAAGGAGUAAGCAGUUGAAGAUGGAUGGAUGAAUGAUAAUGAUCUUGAACUUGACCUAAGAGUAAUAUUAUGUAUCUUUUUGACCUUUGACUUAGACCUGUCAAAAAUAAGGUUACAAUAUAUACAAACUAUCUCUCUCUUUUAGUCAAUGCAAAUGACCUGGCCACUACUGUUUACAGUUUACAACAGCUGCUUCUUUGGAUGUUGCUUCAUACUUAUUGGCAUUCUCAAAGAGGCUGUCAGUGGUGUGUUGCAACUUGCGGGUAACAGGUGGAGCUGUCUGGCUAUGGGCAGCAUGGUUCUGAUUAUGAAAAAGAUCAGCACAGAAUUCACCAGACUUGUGUCGAUGGACCUGAGCAAGUCCUUUUAUGAGAGUCUUGACAAAUAUGACUCAAAGCUGCUGUAUUUGUACCACUCAAGGCACUAUGCAGACAUCGCAGAAAUGAGUGCCAUACUGGAGAGCCUGGAUAAAAAUGCAUCAAAUCACAGGAAGAGGGUUGCAGUACUUCUGGGACUGCCACUGUACAUGCAGGAGAAUCCAUCUCACUUCUUAAUGUUCUGUGAGCACACAGAUUCUGAAGAAGAGAUAAUCAAGGGCAUGACUGUUGGAAUCAUUACAGUUGUGGAUGAUAUGAUGGACCCUAUUCUGUGUGACUGCAGUGAUGUAGCGCUUGUAAUCGAAGUUGUUAUUGUUCUACGCAAUAUUGGUGAUGUACCAAAUACAUUUGUCAACUUGAUGGGAUUGCUUUAUGCACUUAACAUAAACUACUCCCAAAACUUCAAAUACACCUUUGAGGUCAUUCAGAGGCUGUUCAUGAACAUUGGAGCUGAUGCCUGCAAUGUAUGAGUACAUUCACUUAAAAAUAAACUGCUGAAGUAGAGAUAGGUGUUAUGCAUUUCUUGUAAGAGAAAUGUCAUGUGUUGUUGUGUUAUGUGAAUGUUACAGUUUCUAUGCCUCAACAGCAUGAUUUCAGUUUUGUUUUAUAUUUUCACCUUUAAACACUGGGAAACUGAAAUGUAAUUUUGUUAGGCAAAAAACAGAUUUCUGCUUGCAUUUUCUGUUUAUUUUGAGAAAUUCAUGUAAUAUAAUUUAUUUAUUUUUUGUCUCUCAAAUUGAUCUUA
Messenger RNA from Ictalurus furcatus (blue catfish), 1147 nucleotides. RefSeq lists its product as uncharacterized. NCBI's taxonomy places the organism in Eukaryota, Metazoa, Chordata, Actinopteri, Siluriformes, Ictaluridae. The transcript is spliced from 4 exons. The coding region runs from base 174 to 872 and encodes 232 amino acids. The record is from RefSeq and is a predicted model, not a curated record.